Paraphaeosphaeria sporulosa is the source of this 2281-nucleotide messenger RNA. RefSeq lists its product as uncharacterized. The transcript has 2 exons. Gene Ontology annotation, biological process: nucleobase-containing compound metabolic process. Gene Ontology annotation, molecular function: nucleic acid binding; nucleotide binding; 3'-5' exonuclease activity. The coding region runs from base 111 to 2234 and encodes 707 amino acids. The record is from RefSeq and is a predicted model, not a curated record. NCBI's taxonomy places the organism in Eukaryota, Fungi, Ascomycota, Dothideomycetes, Pleosporales, Didymosphaeriaceae. Gene Ontology annotation, cellular component: nucleus; cytoplasm.
UUCAGGGCAAUGACAUCGUUCCUUUCACGGGACUUAGAGUUGUGACGAUCUCUAUUUGUUCAUAACCGUGGCGACAGCUAAGCGCUGGUCUUGUUGAGUUGCGCGACUCAAUGACUGCUAAGGCAGUCACGGCUACAGUUGACGCGGGCAGUGAAGUAGAAGGCGAUGCGCUUUGGCCUCUAGCAUAUCGUCUGCAGACGUCGCAGCAGCCGGCAUUUGUACGAUGGUGGAGCUACCAGUUGUACCAAAACCCAGAGGGCGAAAAGGUGCAAGUUCUAUAUAGCAAUAAUAAGGCACGGUCGGAAGAACUUGCACAGAAAUUCCUUGAGGAACCAAUGGUCGGAUUCGACAUGGAGUGGCCUUGUUUUCCUGGCCAAAACCCUCCAUUGCAAAAACGAAUUGGGCUCAUCCAAAUAGCAUCGGAAGACAAGAUAGCUCUGAUUCAUAUUGGUCUACACGCAGGAAAAACUACAGAUGACAUCAUUGCGCCAUCGCUCCGAAAGCUCAUUGAAAGUCCCAAGAUUACGAAAACAGGAGUCGGCAUCCUGGGCGCAGAUUUCGCGAGGCUACGUCGAUUCUUUGGCUUGAAGCCACAAGGGGCGUUCGAGUUGAGCCACUUGGACCGCCUGGUGAGGUUUGCAUGCAUUCCACAUCUUCUAAACACGAAGAUGAUAUCGCUUGCAAACCUGGUGGAGGGCCAUCUCGGCUUACCUCUAGCGAAGGGGCCUGUGAGGACUAGCAAUUGGAGUAAACCACUCAACGACGAACAAAAGAAUUAUGCCGCUAGCGAUGCUUAUGCUGGAUUCAUGUUAUUCCAUUGCAUGAAUGCCAAACGGCUUGCGCUGAUGCCUGUGCCGAGUUUACCCAUUUUUGCAGAGCAAUACCCUCGGAGAGCGAAAGGUGCCAAAGGAUUUGCUCCUAUCACCACACUUAUGCUGCAUCCGGCAGAAGAAGGUGGUAGUGCUAUUGCAGCCAAUGAAUUUUUUGAAAAUCGAAAAGACGAUGCCAAAUCGGACGAGAAGGCAUGCGAAGAGAAAGAUAAGACUGGAACUCCAACGGCAGAUAAAAACAAGAAGACGACCAAGGAGACGGCCUCGAAGACAGGGUCGACGAUCACUCAGAAACCAUUGGGCCGUGCGGCGCAAAUUUUGUAUGAUCACUUAGCAGAGCGCCGCAAAGCUCUUGCCCAAGCAAAUGGGGUCCCGGUCUAUCUUAUCGCAAAUAAUUCAGUCCUUCGUGGCCUUGCACAGAUGGCACCGCAGAAUGACGAAGACCUACUAAAGGUGAAAGGCAUCGGAAAGCUAUCAGUCGCCAAAUAUGGCACCGACUGGCUCGAUGUGAUUGUUCGAAACCUAGAAGUCCAUGGUGAUGAGCAGCAGCAGAUAGCUAAGCCAUCAGUUGCACUUGCUGAAUAUCAAGAAACAGUGCCGCGCACUCCCACCCGGAAAUCAAUGCGGCGACCACAGAAUACGCAAAGUUCUACCGAUUCUUCCCUAGGAUUUGGUUCUCCUAUACGUCGCAAGCCAGUUUUGCAAACCGGGUUGUCUUUCACUCUAGCAGAAAUUACGCUCGAGAGAGGCGACAGUACCGAUGGCAGUCUACAAUAUCCUGCCCUACCCCGAUCAAGAGUCGAUCAUCAAUAUGAAGACAUCGAAUUCAUAGACAUGACAGGCGAUAAGCCACACGGUCACAAGUCGGCCGGGGGCGUGGAACCCAUUGUCACUGUUGACGCAUCGCUUGGCGCUUUUUCUGGAAUAACAUCUGGAAAAGGUCCGGCUCAUCGCAAUGCUAAGUCGCCUAGCUCUUCGGAAGAUUCUCUUGUCUUCGUAACACCACCAUCGCGAUCGGCUUCCUACCUAAAGAGGAAAAGAACAGAAACACGAUCAUGUACAGCGACACCCAGCCGGGUGCCAAGCCAAGCAGUGCCACCGAACCUUGCUCCAAAGGAAGCUCCAACGCCGGCUCGUAUAUCCACUCAGGCUCCGCUGCUCAGUCCUGGGUCGAGGAUGUUCCGAAACAAGCUAGUUGCCUUCAGCAAGCUUGUCACGCGAAAGCUCAGUACAGGAUCGGCAACACCAAUUGUAUCUGAGGCUACGCUUGAUCUGAUUGUCACAAUUUCUCCACGAACAGCAGAGGACUUGGACCGUAUAGCGGGUAUCGAGCCAUUCGUUCUUGCUUGUAGAGCUGCAGAGAUGGAUUUGUUACGGAACAUAGUCAAGUUUGCCACCCCUUGACCUUGAAACCUCAUUAUUACUCAGUCCGACUAAACAUUUAACACGCU